UUCGGGAGCUGAUAGAUGCUGUAACUUUUUUUUUAAUUUUGUAGUGUUGGAGUAGAAGUUUUUUUUCCUGUGGAAAUGGAGCACGCGCCUGCAACACUUGAGACGGAUGAUUCUUAAACAGAAAGCAGCCUUAUGAGUUGUUGGCAGCUGUGAUGUGGUGCAGCUGCAACAGCCUCGAUUUAAAACCGCUGGACAGGAGCCGAGAGCAGGUUAGACAUAUCCAAAUAUGCGCGUAAUUGGAGUGCACUGGCGAGGCGUCCCUUGCACCCCUUCAGAGAUCUCGUUGUCGUGAUGUUCAAUACUUCGGGAAUUGAGCUCACUUUUAACAAGAAAGAGGAUAUUUCCGAAGUUAUCAAUGGCACUCACAGCGUCCUCGGCACCGCCAGUCCCACAGCCAUGUGGAACGAGACGUGCGGGGAGCUGCAGGAUUUCGGGCGCCCGGAGAAGAUCGUUAUCGGGGUGAUGCUGGCGAUCAUCACGGCGGUCACCGUCAUGGGGAACACGCUGGUGGUGAUCGCGGUGUGCGUGGUGAAGAAACUAAGGCAACCUUCAAACUACCUUCUGGUAUCUCUAGCAGUGGCGGACCUGUCAGUGGCCAUAGUUGUGAUGCCGUUUGUAAUAGUGACAGACCUCACCGGGGGCAAGUGGCUUUUUGGAGAGGUGUUCUGCAACAUCUUCAUCGGCAUGGAUGUAAUGUGCUGCACUGCCUCUAUCAUGACCCUGUGUGUGAUCAGCGUGGAUAGAUAUCUGGGGAUCACACGGCCCCUCACCUACCCAGCCCGGCAGAACGGUCAGCUGAUGGCAAAGAUGAUCCUGGGAGUGUGGCUGGCGUCAGCAUCCAUCACCCUGCCACCUUUCUGCGGCUGGGCCAAAAACGUCCACACAGCCGGUGUGUGCCUCAUUAGCCAAGACUUUGGCUACACCAUCUAUUCCACAGCUGUAGCCUUCUACAUCCCUAUGCUGGUCAUGCUGGUCAUGUACUACAAGAUCUUCAGGGCAGCUCGCAAGAGUGGCGCCAAGCACCGCUUCACUGACCUUUCACGCCGCGAGCGCCUCGAAACAGUGACUAAUGAGGCUCUGCGAAUGCAGGGCCUGAAGCCGCCUGGUGUGGCGGAGGAUUGCGCGGCAUUGUCCCGCCUGCUGAACCGUGAGCGCAAAAACAUCUCUAUCUUCAAACGGGAGCAGAAAGCGGCGACAACACUUGGGGUGAUUGUGGGAGUCUUUGGCGUAUGCUGGCUGCCGUUCUUCAUCCUGUCCACUGCCAGGCCCUUUAUCUGUGGAGUUGAGUGUAGCUGUGUGCCCAUCUGGCUGGAGCGCACGCUGCUUUGGUUAGGCUACGCUAACUCCCUAAUGAACCCCUUUAUCUACGCCUUCUUCAACCGGGACCUGCGCUCCACUUAUCGUGACCUUCUGCGCUGUCGCUACCGCAACAUAAACCGCAGACUGUCUGCUGUGGGCGUGCAUGAGGCUCUCAAGGUCUAAAGCAGGGUACUUCAGCAGCAUAUAUUGACUCUCAAUGAGUGGGGUAUGGUGGCCCUGUGCUUGUACACCUGGUGCUUAAAGGGCGACGUGUGCACAGCAGGCCUGUAGAAAAGACAAAGACUGACAGAAUGGGAGUCACUGUUGGUGGCUCUCUGGCCCCUUCGCAAAGGCAGAGAGACAGCACUAUCACUUCAUUGUGUGUGUCAUUCUAUUUUGGGAAAGAAAAUCAUAGAGCGUACUUGAUGGGCUAUUCAAGUUGACACUGCUUUUGUGCAUAUGCCACAAUUGCGUCCUGGAAUCAUGGAAGGAUAA
Messenger RNA from Centropristis striata (black sea bass), 1794 nucleotides. RefSeq names its product 5-hydroxytryptamine (serotonin) receptor 7c (gene htr7c). NCBI's taxonomy places the organism in Eukaryota, Metazoa, Chordata, Actinopteri, Perciformes, Serranidae. The transcript is spliced from 2 exons. The record is from RefSeq and is a predicted model, not a curated record. Gene Ontology annotation, biological process: circadian rhythm; smooth muscle contraction; chemical synaptic transmission. Bases 292 to 1482 code for a protein of 396 amino acids. Gene Ontology annotation, molecular function: G protein-coupled serotonin receptor activity; neurotransmitter receptor activity. Gene Ontology annotation, cellular component: dendrite; plasma membrane.